Messenger RNA from Rotaria socialis, 2379 nucleotides. The record is from the annotation of a GenBank genome assembly. Lineage: Eukaryota; Metazoa; Rotifera; Eurotatoria; Philodinida; Philodinidae.
AUGAAUUAUCUUUAUUUAAAUAAUACAUCUCAACAACCCAUGACUCAUUCAUUUGUUUUCAGUAAACGAAAUGAGAAAAUCGAUUGGCGUCGUAUUGCUGCAGUGGAUGUUGAUCGAGUAGCUAGAGAUUUAGAUUUUAAAGUAUUGCAAGAUAAUAUUGAACAAAUUACAUUAUGCAAUAUUGAUAUGGAAGUUGAUACUCGAGCGAUGGAUCCAAAUUUUACAAAACUGUAUAAGAUGGCUCAAUUAAUAAUUGAAUAUCUUUUGCUUUGUCAAGAUCAAAUAACAAAUCAAUUAUUCGAUUAUGAACAAACAAAAAGCAAGAGCACUCAAGAUCAAGAUGAGUUUCAUCGAGAACUUCAAAAAUUAAAAGAUGAACUAAAUCUAACGAAAAAAGAAUCAAAAAAACGUAAGAAAAUGAUUGAAACACAACAGAAAAUGCUGAUGGCUCAACAUCAAAAUCAUCAUACGUGUCCUGUUUGUACGCAUUCAUUUUUAAGUUUCGAUUAUUUACAAGCACAUAUACAUCGUCGUCAUCCAGAGCAUGAUCCAGACAGAAGACGUGAACAUGAUGUGGACACUGAAAAAGAAGUUCAACAUCUCAAAGAGGAAUUACGUAACAAAGAAACAGAAUUACAACUUAUUAAGAUGCAAAAAGCUGUUGAUGAAGAAAAAAUUCGCGAACGUGAUGAAAAUAUUCGUAAACUGAAAGAUGAAAUGCAAGCAAUAAUACAAAAGUUGACCAUAUUAGAAGAGAAAUAUUUUACAUUACGAUCGUCCAAUCAAAAUCAAGUACCUUCAUCUAAUCAACCUGAAACUGGAAUUAAAGAAUUAUUAAAAGAAAAUAAAAGUUUACGUACUGAAAAUGAGCAAUUAAAACAAUCACUGCAACAGGCAGAACAUAAUUUUAAAAAAGAAGAAAAACAAAAACGACGUCUUGAACGUCAAAAUCAAAAUCUUCAACAACAAAUAAAUAGUUUAGAAGAAAAUCUUCGAUCAUUAAAAAAUGCAUCAGGUGAUUCAAGUCGAUUAUCUGAAGAAUUAACGCAAUAUCGAAAUCGAUAUAAUGAAGAAAAAAAUCGACGUAAACAAUUAGAGGAUCAACUUAAUGCAGCAAAUAAACAAUUAGCUCAACUUCGAAAUCAACCGCCACCAGUUAAUGAUCGUAAAUCGCCUGUACCACCACCUCGUUCAAGCAUUUCGCCACCUCCGAUGCCUACUCCAACUCGACCAACUACACGACCAAUUCAAACAACAGACAUAUUUUUACCACAAUUUUGUCCAAGUGUUAUUCGAGAAGUUAACGAAAAUCCACGGUUCUUGGUUGACUUUAGAAACAAUGCGAAACUUCAAUUCAACGAUGAACUUCAACAACAUGAAAAUUUGAAUAUUCAUGAAAGCGAUACUCGUCUUAGUGAGGGUGAUUAUCCGUCUAAAAUGAAAAUUGUUGAACAAACACGACGAAACAUGCAGAAUGAUUUACCAAAUUUCGAACGUAUACGUCGUGAGCUCAGUCAAACAGUAGAUAAACUUACACAUGAACGGCUACAUACUCUGCCUGGAAGUGGUACAUCGAAUCGUUUAUCAGGUGGUAAAUUAGUAAAAUUUGAAGAUGAGUCUCCACGACAUCAACAACCGAGUUCGAUAAAAAAGCCUUCUACUACUAUUCCAUCAAAACCUAAAUAUGAUUAUAAUAAUUCAUCCACGAAUUUUCGUUCUGAUGAUGAAGAAACAGCUACAAGUGAAAGCGAUGAUUAUUAUAGUCAACCAACUAGAUCUGUAACUAGUGCUGGUAUUCAACCAUCACCUAGAAAAGCUGUUCCAUCAUCCGGUAUUAGUGCAUUGACUGACGUUGGUAUGAGACCAGUACCAAUCAAUAAUGCCAAAACUAUAUCAGCAAUUGUUAGGCCAAAGUCAACCUUGGUUAAUCAACAAUCUGAAAGUAGUGAAGAUGAAAGUCUAACGAUACCAGUUGCACAACCAAAGACACGAUUUCCUGAUCAGAAGCCAAUUGAAAUAAAUUCAAAAGGACAGAAACCAAUAAUAAGUACUCGUCCAAAAACAGUUCAACCGACUCAUAAAACUCGGAAUGAUGACGAUGACGAUGAUAGUGGUUCAUCAUUCACUUCAGUUAAUGAACCAAACCCUCAGCAAAAAAUAUCCAUUACUAAUGUCCCACAAAAUUCACUUCGACCAUUAAUAAAUACUAAUACAAAUCAAAAUCUAUCAUCCGGUGAUAUUUCUCAACAUACUUAUGAUUCACUAUGGAAAUCACCAGGUGGCAAAGGGCCUGAUGUUCGACGACCACUAACAGCUGAUUCAGCUAAAACUUCAAUUAUGGAUUCUGACGAUGAUCUCGAUGAAGAGGAUUCAAAAUAA